AUGUCCGAGAUAACACGAAAGAGACCAUUAGAUGAGAAGGAAUCUGACCAAAGAGGCACUAAAAUUGCUAAAAAGGAUGAACCAUCAGAUGAAGCUAGUGUUGCUGAGAUGAAGAAGGAAGAAGAAGAAGAAGAAGGGAAAGUCAGUGAAGUAGGGAAAGUCGAUGAAAACAAAAAUCUCAGCAAUGUAAACAGUGUUGAUAGCGAGGAACCUACAACAAGCAUCGAAGAGACUUGUGACCCAGGUGCUAUUCAGAAGGACGAGGUAGAUGAUGAAAAAGAGAAUUCAAAUUCAAAUAAGGAGGAGGGUAAGGUUAAAACUAACAGUGGUGAUGGAGAGACUCCAAAAAAAACCGGAUUUGUGUUUGGUUCUACUACCACAUUUGGAAAAAUGGGUGGCUUUAAAAUGGUUGGUAAUUUUUCAAUGAAAAACAAAUCAGAAAAAAGUGAUGUAGUGGAUGGAAAAAGUGAUAAUAACGAAGAAGCCAAAAACGAAGAAGAUCAGCCAAAGGAAAGGGAAGAAGCUUUAGACAAUAAAGAAAAUGAGACUAAUAAAAACACAGCAAAGAAACCGGUAUUUGGAAGUGGUGCAACAUUUGGUAAUGCUUUUCAAAUGGCAAUUAAUAAAAAGUCUGUUUUCGAUGAAUUACAAUCGAAGAGUGAGUUGAAGAACCAGGAAACUGGGAAUCCUUCCGUUGAAGGUAAAGCUGAUGUUUAUCAAAAGGUACAGCUUGAGAAACAAGAUGUUAAAUCAGGAGAGGAGAAUGAAGAGAAUAUAUUUCAAAUUAAGGCGAAACUGUACCAUAUGGAGUUAUCAAAGUCGUCCUUAGGAUGGAGAGAAAGAGGUUUUGGUGUUAUCAAGGUUAACAAGUUUAUUGAAUCUCCUAGCGAAAAAUAUAAUUCUCGUGUAGUCAUGAGGAGUAAUGGUAAUUUGAAAUUGAUUCUUAAUGUUCCAAUUGUGAAAGGAUUGAACGUUUUGAAAGGGUUGCCAAGUUCACUGCAUGGGAACAAAUUUAUACGAUUACAGAUGAUUGAAGAAGGGGAGCCGGUUCAAUAUGCAAUUAAGGUUGGACAGGCUGAAAAUGCCGAGAAACUUUUCGAGUUUAUUCAGGGUCAAAUUCCUAAAUAG
Pichia kudriavzevii is the source of this 1128-nucleotide messenger RNA. RefSeq lists its product as uncharacterized. Gene Ontology annotation, biological process: protein import into nucleus. The transcript has a single exon. NCBI's taxonomy places the organism in Eukaryota, Fungi, Ascomycota, Pichiomycetes, Pichiales, Pichiaceae. The coding region runs from base 1 to 1128 and encodes 375 amino acids. Gene Ontology annotation, cellular component: nuclear pore; cytoplasm. Gene Ontology annotation, molecular function: GTPase activator activity. The record is from RefSeq and is a predicted model, not a curated record.